GAUGGGUGUGGUUCCCUGUGCAGGGAAGUUUUAUUGCUACAGUGAGUCAACUGGUGAAUACACAUCAUGUUGAAUGAAUCAUAACUAAAGUGUGAAGAAGAAGAGCAACAGCUCCAAAUGGAAAUGGAAAUAUAGUGAAUACUGGUAUUUGUUUAAAUUUAACGUCUUCUGUCAUCUGAAAAGUUGAAGGUGUCUGGGACAGGACAGCUCGCUUGGAGAGAACAAUGGGCCUCCUGCAGCUCCUGAAAUCCCAGUUUUUGAGUCAUCUGAUCAUCUGCUAUGUGUUCCUGGCCAGUGGCCUCAUUAUCAACCUGUUGCAGCUCUGUACUUUACCUCUGUGGCUGGUCAGUAAGCAGCUGGCCCGCAGGAUCAACAUCAGACUGGGCUACUGCAUAACUAGCCAGAUGGUAGCUGCCCUGGAGUGGUGGUCUGGGACAGAAUGUACACUCUACACAGACCCAAAGAGUUAUCCGUUGUAUGGAAAUGAGAAUGCAAUUGUGGUUCUCAACCACAGUUUUGAGAUAGACUUCCUGUGUGGCUGGACCUUCUGUGAGAGAUUCGGAGUUCUUGGGAGCUCCAAAGUAUUGGCCAAAAAAGAGUUGAGUUAUGUACCUGUUAUUGGCUGGAUGUGGUACUUUUUGGAGAUAGUCUUCUGCAAGAGGAAGUGGGAGGAGGACCGAAGGACAGUUGCUCAGAGUCUUCAGAACCUGUGGGAUUACCCAGAAAACUACUGGUUCUUGCUUUACUGUGAAGGGACACGCUUCACACCAAAGAAGCACCAGGUCAGCAUGCAGGUGGCUGACAGCAAAGGUUUACCCAAACUGAAGUAUCAUCUUCUGCCCAGGACCAAAGGAUUCUGGGUAACUGUCCAAAACCUCAGAGGAACUGUUGCAGCUGUGUAUGAUUCCACACUGAACUUCAGAAACAACGAAAUGCCAACCUUGCUUGGAAUCCUUAAUGGGAAGAAAUAUCACGCAGACCUAUAUGUGAGGAGAAUCCCUCUAGAGUUGAUCCCAGAAGAUGAAGCAGAGUGUGCUGCAUGGCUUCACAAACUCUACCAGGAAAAGGAUAGCUUUCAGGAGCUGUACACACAGACAGGGCAUUUCCCUGGCCCCAUUGUGAGUCCUCCACGCCGACCCUGGGCUUUGAUCAACUGGCUGUUCUGGGCCUGCUUGGCCCUCUACCCACUGGGCCUGCUUCUUGCUCAGCUGAUCAUUUCUGGAUCGAUGGUGACCAUCUUAGUGUCUGUGACUCUGUGCACUGCAGCUUCACUGGCAGUUCGCUGGAUGAUUGGACAGACGGAAAUUGACAGAGGCUCAAGCUAUGGGAAUAAGGAGGUUCCUCUAAACAACAACUAAAGACUCCUGGCCUGCUCAGAGCUGCUUCUUUUCACAGCUUCUAAUAUGCAAAUUUAACGGCAGAAGAAUGUAAACAUCAGUCUGACAGGAUCUGCUGAUACCACUUCAAACUUGAGUCUAAGCACAAUGAAGACAUGGUAGCAUCGUUUUAAUGCUAUGCUUCAAAAGACAAUGUAAGAUCAUGGAAAGUGGACCAGCUGCCUUUGGGAAAGUUAUGAUUAGAAUGUCAGGCAAGAUAAAAUAAUGCUUUACUACACUCUCCUCAAAUCAGAGUGCAAAUAUUUGAAUACAGUCAAGACAAACAUUUUCACCAGCAAGUGUUUUUCCAUAACUUUAAAAUCAAAACUGCUCCACCAAAUUAAAAUUUGCUCAAAGAUUGUACUCAAACCCCUUGAGAAACUCGCAGACUCAAUCAGCUUAGCAUCAUAAAAUAUGAAAGCUGGCCAACAACAUUGUCUCUGACCCCAACCAUCCAAAUGCAUGCAAGUUAGCCUCAAGAAUGUUUCUAGCAGUAUUGUAGAAAGUGCGACAACAAGCCUGACAACAUUUAAAUAUGUAUUGAAGCAAAAUAAGCCAUGGAGUCUAGUUUAUGUAUCGGAAGGAUUACCACGAGUAACUUCAACAGUAACAAACAGUAAACAAA
Micropterus dolomieu (smallmouth bass) is the source of this 2001-nucleotide messenger RNA. RefSeq names its product 1-acylglycerol-3-phosphate O-acyltransferase 4 (lysophosphatidic acid acyltransferase, delta) (gene agpat4). Bases 225 to 1358 code for a protein of 377 amino acids. NCBI's taxonomy places the organism in Eukaryota, Metazoa, Chordata, Actinopteri, Centrarchiformes, Centrarchidae. Gene Ontology annotation, cellular component: mitochondrial outer membrane; endomembrane system. The transcript is spliced from 9 exons. The record is from RefSeq and is a predicted model, not a curated record. Gene Ontology annotation, molecular function: 1-acylglycerol-3-phosphate O-acyltransferase activity.